AUGGCGAUAGACAGGGUGGGGGCGGUGGUCAUAGCGACGAGGCAGGGAGGCAACGUCGUGUACGAGCGCUUCUAUGAGCCGUUCAGUGAGCCGGAGAAGGGGGAGCUGCGAGAGGCCAUGCACCAAGCCACCGCCCACCAGCCGCCCGACAGUGCUGACGAGGCCCUUGGCCAGUACAGGAGUGGGCGAAUUGUUGCGGUGCCGACUGGCGAGCUCUGCUUCUAUGCGGUUGGGCAUGGGGAGUAUAAUGAGCUGGCAUUGUCGGAGAUUCUGAAUGCUCUCAUCAACAUCUACAAACAGCUGUACAGAGUGGCUGUCAUACAAGCAAAUGCCACCAGCAAGUCACACCGCGGAAAGUCGCUGAGAGCGAACGGCACUCAGCAGGUCCCAGCGCGCAAGCCUGAGGCCAGCCCCCGCAUUAACGUCAUCAGCCCCGUCAGUCAGUGGCCUGAGGGCAUCCCACCGGCGAUGGGCGGUCACUUCAUGGAGUCUGGUGCGGCUGCACCCCUGUCCCAGUCUCGCGGCCCGGGCAUCGACACCACCCCCCCGAUCUACACCUACCCCCAUGGCGAUGUGGACGUGAGCGUGGUCAUCCACGAGACCAGCGACCAUGCCGCAAAGGGCCUUGCGGACCUCGUCGCCCAGGCAUCCGCCGCUGCGAUCAAGGCGCACGGCGCCUUCACCGUCGCCCUGUCUGGCGGCAGCCUGGUGAAGAGCCUGGCCCCCCUGGCAGACCGCUCCGACAUCGAUUUCUCCAGGUGGCACGUGCUCUUUGCCGACGAGCGCAACGUCGCCCAUGACUCGCCGGACUCCAACCUGCUGGCGGCGCGCGAGGGCCUGCUCUCCAAGAUCCCUGUGCCGGCCAAGCAGGUGCUGGCCAUCCGGGAGGGGGUCGGCGCGGCGCUGGCGGCCACCCACUACGCCGGCCUCCUGCUCAACCUGGGGCCGGGGGUGCUGCCCGUCACCGAUGAUGGCCAGCCCCGCAUCGAUCUCGUUCUGCUGGGUGUGGGCCCCGAUGGACAUGUGGCGUCCAUCUUCCCAAACACGCCAGAGGCCAGGGACUCCCCCGACUGGGUGCUCCCCAUCACCAACUCCCCCAAGCCGCCGCCGGAGCGGAUCACGCUGUCGCUGAGCGCCAUCAACGCGGCGGCAAAUGUCGCCAUCGUCGCCCUGGGCCAGGGCAAGGCCGAGAUCGUGCAACGCGUGCUGGAGGUGCAGAGCCUGCCGGGGGCGCUGCCCGCACAACUCGUCAGGCCCAAGCAUGGCAAGCUGACCUGGGUGCUGGAUGCUGAGUCAGCCAAGGAGCUGCACGUCGCCGACUGGGACCUGUCUGGGCGGAAGAGCCCCUUCCACAGAAGCGCGGUCCCCAACCUUUGA
Molecule: messenger RNA, 1377 nt
Organism: Auxenochlorella protothecoides
Lineage: Eukaryota; Viridiplantae; Chlorophyta; Trebouxiophyceae; Chlorellales; Chlorellaceae
Product: putative 6-phosphogluconolactonase 1
Exons: 10
Coding region: 1-1377 (458 amino acids)
Biological process (GO): carbohydrate metabolic process; pentose-phosphate shunt
Molecular function (GO): 6-phosphogluconolactonase activity
Source: RefSeq, a predicted model, not a curated record